This is a messenger RNA of Debaryomyces hansenii CBS767, 1065 nucleotides long. RefSeq names its product Hut1p (gene HUT1). Gene Ontology annotation, cellular component: Golgi membrane; endoplasmic reticulum membrane. Lineage: Eukaryota; Fungi; Ascomycota; Pichiomycetes; Serinales; Debaryomycetaceae. The coding region runs from base 1 to 1065 and encodes 354 amino acids. The transcript has a single exon. Gene Ontology annotation, biological process: UDP-galactose transmembrane transport. The record is from RefSeq and is a predicted model, not a curated record. Gene Ontology annotation, molecular function: UDP-galactose transmembrane transporter activity; UDP-glucose transmembrane transporter activity.
AUGAAGAAAGAAGGAGGUGGACUGAUAAUAACGUUGGCAGCCUGCAUUUUGGGACUUUAUGCAUCAUUUCUAACAUGGUCGGUUUUGCAAGAGAGAAUUAGUACAAAACCGUAUGGAUCAAAUCCAGAUACUGGUAGUCCAGAUUUUUUCAAAGCUCCCUUGGUAAUAAACAUCAUACAAGCUUUUUUUGCAUCUAUAGUUGGUCUCAUAUAUUCGGUGGUUUCAUCCAGAUCGAAUCCUUUAAGUAUUUUUACCCAGAAUGAAAAGCCAGUUGCAUUAAAAUUCUUCAAAUCGUUCGUGAUAAUCUCGCUUACAUCUAGUUUAUCAUCUCCUUUGGGCUACGAAUCAUUAAAACAUGUUGACUACUUGGCAUACUUGCUAGCAAAAUCGUGCAAACUAAUUCCAGUCAUGUUAGUUCAUUUUGUGCUUUAUCGUACAAAAUUCCCAUUAUACAAAUGCAUGGUUGCUGGAUCAGUUACGGUAGGUGUGAUAAUAUUCACAUUAUCCCAUUCUUCAACGAAGAGUAAGGCCGAUAUUAGUGAUGGUAAAACUGCGUUAGGAAUGGCACAGUUAAUCGGUUCCAUGCUUUUGGAUGGGUUGACCAAUUCUACACAAGAUCAAUUAUUUAAAUUGAGAGGGACGUCACCUAGUAACAAACAUACAAAAUUAACAGGGGCAUACUUGAUGUGCAUCUUGAAUGCAUUCAUUUUUAUAAAUACGUUAGCCUAUGCGCUAAUCUUCAAAUAUCAAUCAGAAAUUACAUAUACGGUCAAUUUUGUUCAUCAUUAUCCUCAAGUCAUGAUGAAUAUCUUGGAAUUCGCUAUCUUAGGUUCAGUUGGGCAAGUGUUCGUUUUUAUUAUCCUCGAGAAAUUUGAUUCCUUAAUUCUUAUCACUUCUACUGUCACCAGAAAAAUGAUUAGUAUGAUCUUAAGUGUUGUCUUAUUUGGACAUCAAUUGAAUGGGCUACAAUGGGGUGGCGUUGGUUUAGUAUUUGGAGGAAUUGGUUACGAAGCUUUAGUCAAGAUGAGUAUGAACAAGGCUCCAACUACUAAGAAGAAUCAAUAA